Molecule: messenger RNA, 288 nt
Organism: Adineta ricciae
Lineage: Eukaryota; Metazoa; Rotifera; Eurotatoria; Adinetida; Adinetidae
Source: the annotation of a GenBank genome assembly
AUGGCGGAUGCCGGCAACAAUCGAAUUAUGAAAUGGCGAAGAGGUGCGAAAAAAGGGAAAAUUGUUGCUGGAGGAAAUGGUAAAGGAAGUGGGCUUGAUCAAUUGGAUGAACCUUACGGUUUGGUUGUCGAUCAUUGCGGUCAAAUUGUUCUUGGUGGAAAUCACAGAGGAAAGGGGUCAAAUCAAUUCGAUGAUCCUCGUGGUUUAUCAUUUGAUUUGGAAGGAAAUCUUUAUGUCGCUGAUUGUGACAAUAAUCGAAUUCAAGCAUUUUCGUUAAUAUCUUAUUAA